Messenger RNA from Anguilla rostrata (American eel), 2697 nucleotides. RefSeq names its product atypical chemokine receptor 4b (gene ackr4b). The coding region runs from base 258 to 1337 and encodes 359 amino acids. The record is from RefSeq and is a predicted model, not a curated record. NCBI's taxonomy places the organism in Eukaryota, Metazoa, Chordata, Actinopteri, Anguilliformes, Anguillidae. Gene Ontology annotation, cellular component: external side of plasma membrane; membrane. The transcript is spliced from 2 exons. Gene Ontology annotation, biological process: positive regulation of cytosolic calcium ion concentration; G protein-coupled receptor signaling pathway; immune response. Gene Ontology annotation, molecular function: C-C chemokine receptor activity; scavenger receptor activity; C-C chemokine binding.
CAUUGCUUCCACUUGGCUCAUGCACACUCAGGGCACAGUCCACACAGUGCAGUGCUGGAACUGCGCCUGUAAUUCUAUCCCUGAGAGAAGGGUGAGUCCCGCACAAGGAUCCCAUGGACUCCAGAGCGCAGCAGUGUCAGACUCUGUCAAGACCUUCACGGGAGUUUCUAAUGUUUUUGACAGUGACAGCGGAAGAGGUACGUUCAGCGUUGCGGCUCAUCUGAGGACUUUUUUUUCCAACGAGAGACGAAACCAUCAUGGAGGCCAUGGAGGACCAAGAUUACACAUACUUUGACUAUGACAAUGACACCAACUUCAGCUACUAUGACUACCACACGGUGUGUGACAAGGAGGAGGUCCGCUCCUUCGCCAAGGUAUUCCUACCCAUAAUGUACGCCCUGGCACUGGUGGUGGGGUUGGCGGGAAACUCACUGGUGGUGGCCGUCUACAUUUAUUACAAAAGGCUGAAGACCAUGACGGACGUGUACAUCCUGAACCUGGCGGUGGCUGACCUGCUGCUGCUGCUGACGCUGCCGUUCUGGGCGGUGGACGCGGUGAACGGCUGGGAGCUGGGCGUGGGCAUGUGCAAAAUGACCUCCGCCCUCUACAGCAUGAACUUCGGCUGCGGCAUGCUGUUCCUGGCCUGCAUCAGUGUGGACCGCUACCUGGCCGUGUCCAACGGAGCCGCGGCCAGAGCCGUCAGACGGAGGCACUGCCUGCUGGUCUGCCUGCUGGUCUGGGUGGUGGCCUUCGUCCUGGGCCUGCCGGACAUGGUCUUCACCACCGUCAAGCAUGGCGUGGUCAGGAAAUCCUGCAUCCCUGUCUACCACACCAGCAUGGCCCGCCCGACCAAGGCCACCUUGGAGAUCUUGGAGGUGGUGCUGGGCUUCUUGCUGCCCUUCCUGGUCAUGAUAUUCUGUUACUCCAGGGUGGCCCGAGCCCUCCAGAACAUUCCGGACGUGACGCAGGGGAAGAAGUGGAGGGCCUUCAAGGUCCUGCUGGCGGUGGUGGGCGUGUUCAUUGCCACCCAGCUGCCCUACAACAUAGUGAAGUUCUGCCGGGCCAUGGACAUCAUCUACGCUCUGGUGACCCAAUGUGAGGUCAGCAAGAGCCUGGACAUAGCCAUGCAGAUCACAGAGAGCCUGGCCUUGAGCCACAGCUGCCUGAACCCCAUCCUGUACGCCUUCAUCGGGGCCUCCUUCCGCCAGCACGUCCUCAAGGUCAUGAAGAGCCUGGGCCAGAGGCGGAGGCGCUACCGCCACAGAAACGAGCCGCCGGUGGAGAUCUCCCUCAACUCCCACUCCGCCUCAGAGGACACCACCACGUUCACCAUGUAAGGGGCUGAGGUUGUGGCACUGCGUGACCGCGAGUGGCAGCCGUGCGUGCCAGGGACUGCAGGAACUAAGCACCUUACGUAGAUCACACUCAACAAAAAGGCUUCAACAUAUUUGCAGACCAUGGUUCACAUAGUGCACUGAUUGUACAGCACUACAGAUUAAUCGAUUUAUCAGACUAUGUGAGACCUGUAUAUUUGUGUAUUUGUAUAGUUUCAUAGAAUAUGUACUAAAAUGUCAAGUGAAAAUGACAGAUUUGUAUGAUGACCCUUGAUUUCACUUAUUUAUGUAUUAUACUGAAUUAUAACGAUAAAAAUAUUUGAAAAAAAUAUUUGAAGCCAUUACUCUUUAAUACAGAUUAUCCACUAAAAAUCCUUUAACUAAAUUAGAAACAAUCCUUUGCCCAAAAUCAUUAUCCAUGAUGUUUUUGGCCCACUGAAUGAUGUGGAAAAGCCACUUUCUACACAAUCAGUUUCAUAUUACCACUGUAACUGGCUCAGAAGAACAUGCGCGUCUGAUUUUAAGACAUUAGGCGGCUCUGGAAAAUCCGGGAAAUUCAAUUACUAGGAAUGUUGUCAGGUUAAAGCCGGGUAAUUCCACAAAACAAAGAAGGAAAAUGGGAUUUGAGAAACAUGAGGCACAGUCCCAUUCCAGAACUAUACUGAGGCACUGAAGGAAAAUAAAUUUCUCAGAAUAAGCAUUUAACGUUUUCUUUUGAAAUUAUCUUUAAGAACCUCAAACAUCUGCCGUGUGGUAAGAUGGCAGUCUCUCAGCCGGAAUCCUCCAGCUGCUUUUCAGAGAGAGAACACAAGGGCUUCUCCACACAAAACACUGUCUUUACUCAUAGACUGCUCCAUGCUGCCUUUUCACCAAAUGAACACUGGCAACAAAAUGCGGUAGCUUCGUGGGAGUUUAAGGACUUUUAAACUAUGUGCACUGAAAUGCACACAGCAUACAAACACAUGCCUCAAUCAAGGUUCCAUCCAAACAAGUGCAUUCAAAAUAAACAUUAAACCUCAAAUUAAGUCAUUUCUGUACUCAGACACCUCACCCCUAACUGCUCUGGUGAAUCAAUCGAGAGGCAUCAAUUGUAAAGCGCUGUGGAUAAAAGUGCUAUAUAAAUGCAGUCCACUUACCAUUUACUCACUAUUUGCUAGUUACAACCACUGGUUGUAAAACCCACAUACUACCAUGAUUACUGAUAUUUCGGUGCAAUUCAUAGAGAUUUUUUGAAUUUAUUUCCCAAAAGUUCUACAUUAAAUAAUCGCCUUUAUGUACUACUGUUACUUGCAAAAUUCUGAUUUUACCUGUUUGGGUAAAAUGUGUUUUUGAAGCUAAAAGGUUUCUGUGAUUUUUACAGAUA